Candoia aspera is the source of this 702-nucleotide messenger RNA. Its product is annotated as immunoglobulin epsilon heavy chain-like. The record is from RefSeq and is a predicted model, not a curated record. Lineage: Eukaryota; Metazoa; Chordata; Lepidosauria; Squamata; Candoiidae. The annotation marks the transcript as partial. Gene Ontology annotation, molecular function: antigen binding. The transcript is spliced from 4 exons. Gene Ontology annotation, biological process: immunoglobulin mediated immune response. Gene Ontology annotation, cellular component: blood microparticle.
UCAGAGGCCCAGUUGGUGGAGUCCGGAGGGGAUGUGAGAAGGCCUGGAGAGUCCCUCCGUCUCUCCUGCCAAGGCUCUGGGUUCAACUUUGGGGGCUUUUCGAUGAGCUGGGUGAGGCAGGCCCCUGGAAAAGGGCUGGAAUGGGUGGCAUUGAUAACCUCUGGUUCCGGUACUUACUACUCGGACAAAGUGAAGGGACGCUUCACCAUCUCCAGGGACAACUCCAAAAGCCAACUCUAUCUGCAAAUGAACAGCCUGAAGCCGGAGGACUCGGCAGUCUAUUACUGUACAGGAGACACAGUGGGAUCAGAGGCCCAGCUGGUGGAGUCUGGAGGGGACGUGAGGAGGCCUGGAGAGUCCCUCCGCCUCACCUGCCAAGGCUCUGGAUUUGACUUCGGCAGCUAUGGCAUGCACUGGGUGAGACAGGCCCAUGGAAAGGGGCUGGAAUGGGUGGCAUACAUAAAUCCAGGUUCCGGUACUAUUUACUACUCGGACAAAGUCAAGGGACGCUUCACCAUCUCCAGGGACAACUCCAAAAGCCAAGUCUAUCUGCAAAUGAACAGCCUGAAGCCGGAGGACUCGGCAGUCUAUUACUGUGCCUGCUACCGCAUGUACUGGGACAAGAGGAGAGGAGCUCAGCCUGGAGCCAAACAGAAACCCCCGUUGUCUGGAGCUGCCUCCAUCCACACGUUUGAUCCGUGA